This is a messenger RNA of Physcomitrium patens, 4342 nucleotides long. RefSeq lists its product as uncharacterized. NCBI's taxonomy places the organism in Eukaryota, Viridiplantae, Streptophyta, Bryopsida, Funariales, Funariaceae. The record is from RefSeq and is a predicted model, not a curated record. Gene Ontology annotation, molecular function: glycosyltransferase activity.
ACUACCACUACCGAUAUGCGCUGUGCACGCGAGGCAGGCUGCUGCAUUGUUGUGAUCGUGCUGGAGAGUGUUGGCGGUGUGCGGAGUGGAGGGGAGUGGAGUGGAGUUCAUUGGAGUUUCUAGUCGGAAGCCGAGAUUCUUUAGGCUCCCUGGCUGGUGUGUGUGUGUAGAAAGUCGGGAAGGCAUGCCUACAAUGCUUACUGUCCAGGGGGUUAUUACUUCAUGGAAGUAACACGAUAUCGAAUUAAGAUUGUCAACACACAGCGAAGGGAACCGUCAUUCUAGACUGGAAUGUGCUCAUCCUGUUCGGGCAGCUAGGGUAAAGUUUGGAAAUCAUGGAGAUGGAAAAUAACAUGAAGGAAAAUUGGAAGCAGGAAAUGUGGGAGAGGUCAAGAGAUCGAAUUGCAGAGAUUUAUCAACGUGUUUCUUCUAUCGACAUAGAAGCGUUUCUUAAAACGUCCAUUAUAGGAAUCGUUGGAAAGGACAUCAUCGAACAUGCCCGGCGGAAAACUUCCGUUGUAAGGAAUGCGGGAAAGAACAUGCUUUACCAAGCUCGGCAGAAGUAUGACUCUAAGGGCCUAGAGAAGCAUUUAAAGCUGAGGAAAUUCGUUGCGGGUAUCCGCUCGGGGCGCUUGGGAUACUUGCUUUUAGUGUUAGCCGCUCUCUGUACAUUGACCGUACCAUUGAUGUUCCAGAGUACAUACAUUCCACAAGAGGACUGGGAAUUGGAAAGAGCUAUGGCCAUUCAGUUUCAUCAAGGAAGAGGGGUGGAUGAAACAUUUAAUCGAAAGAUGAAGCUCGCGCAGGAGAAAAAUCUUAUUUAUGAAGAGGGGAAAAAAUCAUCGGAAAUCUCUCACAGGUGGAAUUCUGGUCAAGUAGGGAGGGAGGUUUCUGGAGGCCAUGAUGCCUACAUACUGGAUUCGGAGGUCAACAUUUUUGCGGGAAAGAAUGAGAGGCAGCACAAAGUAAUAUCAACGAAACCUGCAACGCGAGGAAGAAACAGGUCGAAACGCUACAACAUUAUCGAAGAAGUUAUCAAGCGCGCUCUUGAAAAGAGUACAGCUGGCUUCGAUGAAAAAGAAACUGAACAAGAUAUCAAGUUAGAUUCUCAUGCAGUUGUUCUAUCGGAAAAAACUAUGUCAUUAAGUGAUACUCAAGAAUCGUUGAACAUGACUCCUUUAAGAGCUAAUUCCACCGUUGACUCUGAGGGAUUAUCCAAUGGGUUUUCUGAGGCAUUCAAUGAAGUACUGAAGCUGGCAAGUGAAGCCAAUAAAACAGCAGGGAAACAUUCUGUUCAUCUGCAGGAGGAGGCCUCAGUGACAGAGUCCUUACCCACUCACAAACCUGCAGAGCUUGAUGUGCAAGUUCGUGAAGUUGUUGACCGUGCUUCCCAAAAGCUUUCAGAAGCGGAGGAUGAGCCUUCUGGGAAAGGUACAAUUGCUUCGUUCGGACUCUAUUCUGAAGAAAACAAAGAAAACGUAUCGGUUGGUGAGGGCAUGGAGGCUUCUCAUAAUACUCCUCAGACCAAGCCCAUGUUUGCCAAGAAUGUAGAAGAGGGUAAAUCUGAAUUACUCAAAUCUAACUCAAUGGAGGAUAAAGAUAAACAUCAAACUAACAUCCUAUCAGGCAAUGAAGGAAACACUCUAAUUCAGACACAAACCAGCACAGCUAGCAGAGAUUCUGAUGUUGUAAUGGCGAAUGUUGGAAAAGUCAAAUCCAUGGAUCUUAGCACAGAAAAUGUCGAUAACUCUAAUGAGUUGAAGAUCAUCCAGGGACGUGACCCUGAAGUUACAGUAGUCGAAUCAAGUAGGGAGGCUGGUAAUAGCCUGGAGAAUUCUAGCGAAUCAAUCGUCAAUGCUACGGAAACUAACAACAAUUUCACAAGCAUGAAAGAUGAAGAUGACAUAAAGGUAGUUGGUGUGAUGGAUGGUGAAAAACUUGAUGACGAUGCUGCUGAAGAACAGGAACUGCAAGCUGAAGUUCGGCAAGAGAAUAGCGAUGAGUGGCCUCAAGAAUCUGCGCUUAUCUCUUCAUUGAGACUGAGAGCUACAUCUGGUACGCUAAGAGUCGGACUGUUGAACAUGGAGGCAACAGAUUUUCUGCGCUGGCAAUUUCUUGCCGGUGAAAGGCCAAUUAUUAUUCCAUUCGAGAGAGUGAACGAGGCAGUGGACUGGAAUCAACUUUAUCCAGAAUGGAUAGACGAGGAAGAGACAUAUGGAGCUCCCAUAUGUCCCGCAAUCCCUAUGCCAAAGAUUAGCCCUGAAGUACAGCUUGAUGUAGUGAUUGCGCGUGUCCCUUGCGCUUCCUCUGCUCUCCAAGAAGGUUGGAAACAACCCGCUUCCCUUCAGGUCCUCCUUGGAGCUGCAAGCCUUGCCGUGAAUGCAGGAAAUGGAAGUAUUUAUGUGCUCAUCUUGAGUGAAUGUCGACCUCUUGUGAAUCUCUUCUCUUGUGGAGAACUUCUGGAGCAUCGUGAUCAGGGCUGGCUUUAUCAAGUGAAUGUAGAACAGCUUAAAAAACGCACCUCGAUGUCUGUUGGUUCGUGCCAGCUUUCUAUCCCUCUUCGAGGACAAGAUACCUCAUUAGAUACGGGAGCUUCGAACUUGCAUAAAGAAGCAUAUGUUACUAUUCUUCACUCUGGAGCAGAUUAUGUUUGUGGAGCAAUUGUAACCGCUCACAGUAUUCGCAAGACAGGCUCCACCAAGGACCUUGUUAUCCUCGUCGAUAGCAGUAUUUCGCCUGAGCAAAGGCAGGCACUAGGAGAGGCUGGGUGGGAGGUGCGUGAUUUGGAAAGGAUAUACAAGUCGAACAUAGUGGAAGGGAAACAGUGUGAGAAAGACUUCAGCAGAUUUCGGUUGUGGCAGAUUACUGAUUACAACAAGGUGGUGUACGUUGAGGCGGAUGUCCUUGUGCUUCGCAACCUUGACCAUCUUUUUAGCAUGCCUGAAAUUUCGGCAAGUGGAAGCACGAAGACCUUGUUCAAUUCUGGUGUGAUGGUCGUCGAGCCUUCCAACUGUACUUUCCAACUUCUUAUGGAUGAGAUGGAAAAGAUUAUAUCAGAGACCGGUGGUGAUUGGGACUUCUUCAACAGAAUUUUCCCUUGGUGGCAUCGGAUUCCCAAGCACAUGAAUUAUCUGAAGUAUUUUUGGACAAGAUCACGAACUAGUGAGGUUGACUCCUCGAACAGGCUGUUUUCCGCGGAACCUCCUCAGUUGUAUGCCAUCCACUAUUGGGGAUACAAACCUUGGCAAUGCUUUAGAGACUAUGACUGCAACUGGAAUUCUAACAACCACUUUGCCAGCGAUGAAGCCCAUGCUCGAUGGUUCAAGGUGUACGAUGAGUUGCCGGAGAAUCUGCAGAAGUUUUGUUCACUGUCCACAGGUACAAAGGCGUACCUUGAACAUAACAGGCGGGUAGCUGAGGCUGCAGCCUUAGAAGACAAGCACUGGGCUAUCACCAUCACUGAUCCAAGAUUGAACGUCUGCCUAGAGAACCAUUGUGACUGGAAUGCUCUCCUCUCAUAUUGGGAUAAGACUGUCAAUUCCUCGAGUUCAGUGCUUGCCUGAACGAAAUGAGCAGAAAUGAGUUACAUCAACUGAGAAGCUGGUUGCGUACAUUAAUCCAUUGCUUCGGGAGUGGACUUCUCUGCACUGCUGAAAAUAAUGCCAAGUGUGGAGAUCGGCGACUUCUGUUCGUUCCAUUAACUGCCAGCGAAAGAAUAAUUUUACAAGCUUGGAGGCUUUUAAAGGUGUCAUCAUGAGAUAUUCUUGUGUUCGAUGGGAAGGCACUUUAUUUUUGGCGCGACUUCCGAAUCUUGACGUGAUGACUGCAGAAGUCUUGGGCCUCGUGGUGCAAAGAUCGUCUCGAACCCGAUUAAAGGUGGAGGUCCUCGGGAGACCCACGGCUUUUCAAAGUUGUGUACUAUUUCGGAUCAUGAGCAAUCUUUAUGAUUCUUGCAGUGAAACUUGAAGAGUUUAUUUCGUAGAUGCCUGUGAGGUAGCUUACGCUUCGCACUGCAUUCUGCGACAUAACAAUCACUUAUACGUUAUGAGAGUGACUGCACACGAUUUCAAUGACGAUGUUCAGUAUAAGUGCGGUGAGCGCGGUUCACGUGGUGAUUCUUUGCGUCUUCGUGAUGGACCUUACGAAGAAGUGCCGCAAUUGGACUUCUUUUAGUUGACAACCAAGUGUGUCAAAUACAUCGCCCAAGACAUCAUAAAAAAAUCCAUCUAAUCAGUUCUCACUUACAAACCAGUCUGGAAUUGACAUUUGACUAGUUGACGUGGCAUCAUAUUCGUAUUUGUAUACUGUCUUUUCCAGGUUAAACUAGAAAAAAUUGCUAUAA